This is a messenger RNA of Talpa occidentalis (Iberian mole), 5974 nucleotides long. RefSeq names its product heparan sulfate 6-O-sulfotransferase 1 (gene HS6ST1). Lineage: Eukaryota; Metazoa; Chordata; Mammalia; Eulipotyphla; Talpidae. The transcript is spliced from 2 exons. The coding region runs from base 2364 to 3470 and encodes 368 amino acids. The record is from RefSeq and is a predicted model, not a curated record. Gene Ontology annotation, cellular component: membrane. Gene Ontology annotation, molecular function: heparan sulfate 6-sulfotransferase activity.
AUGCACAGCAGAGCUCGGCCCUCAGGAAGGACACCCCACUGGUGGAGGGUGCUGAACAGGAGCACAGCCCUGCUGGGACCCGCGGAGAUAGAAACCCACAGACCAUGCAGAGCUGAGGGUCCUGCAGUCACACAGAGGACCCUGGACCAUGAGUCUGGACAAGCCCCCAGGUGGUUUUGCUGGGCCCCCAGGAGCCCACUCCCCUGGGGGCCCAGCACAUGAGAGCAUUAUAGACCAUGGCCAGUGGCAUCAAUGGGGGUUCCCCCUUGCUCUGUCAGUCCUGGCUUCUUGAGGGGUGAUGCAGGCUGAAUAGGUACCUGUGACUUCGGUCGUAAAAAGGAGACGUGUCUGCAGAUAACUCACAGGACCCCAGGACCCCUCAGAAAUGCUGUCAGGGCCCAGGCCACGGUGGGCAGGUUCAGCCACGUGGAUAGAAGGAGUUAGCCAAUGGGGGUAGGGGACUGUUCAUAGAACCCCCAACCCCGAAGUGUGGGAGACAGAUGUGUCUCCUUGGAUGGCAGUCUGUGACCGGAGUGGUAAGGGGUCCACCACCAGGGCACGUGACUGUCCUACAGCCCCUUCGUCUGGCCUGUGGACUCCCUGAGUGUCCGACACUCUGGAGUCAGGGCCCCAUAGUGUCCUCAUCUUAGGCCCAUAUUUCCACCCUGCUGCCCCAGAGACCUGCACCCACUAGUUUACACCCUGUCUGUGAGCCAGAGAGGGAGACCCCUGGGGCUCCAGUCUGCUGUCACCAGAGGGAAGGCUUGUUCUCCAUCACAGAGCAGGAACCCAGGGGCAUUGAUGUGGCCAGGCAGAGGGCACCUCCCUCACAAGCCCUUCAGAAUCUCCACCGCCUAAGACACCCUUCUGUGUGAGUCAAGCUGUCCUUUCCAUCUAGAGCCCAUUAGCUGACAGCACCCUACCUGCCCUUGCACCCCCACCAUGUGCCCAGGGAGUCAUUGGCCCUUCCCCCUUGCACCAUAUGCCCUGCCUUACAGCCGUGGAGGGGCACCCCAAAUCUGGGCCAUGCUAAUUUCCUCAUACUGCUCCCUGCCCCCUCCCACCCCGGCCCCCAAUGGCCAGCCCAUCCCCUGCAAGACAGCCUUUUCAAAGUACCGUUAGAGAACCGUGGACCCCUGCUGCCACCAUCCAUUCAUGGAGGCAUCUCCCCACGCUGUGCAGGGGCUCCAUUAGACCGUCAGCCUUCCCCCAAAGAUAGGGUUCUAGGCCCAGACCCACCUCCAGGGCCUGGGAAGCAGGUCCCAGAGCUCCAGUGUGCAGAGCACACUGCCCCACAGUACCAGGAACCCCUGAUGGUUCUGUGUCCAGGCUGGAAUGGGGAGCCCUGUUUGGGGCUGAGGGAGUAUGCAGUGGCCUGGCACCUCCAACCAUAGGAGUCUGUCUGAGCCAGUGUCCUGCCGGCCUUGGACUCCUUGGAAGGACACCAGGUACCUCGGCAUAGUCCCUCUCUCUUGCCCCCACCCCACCCUAGCUGGUCCCUACGACAGUGGAGGCCUGUGGCUAGCUCAGCCCCAUCCCACUCUCCUCCUGCCCAGUCCACUGCUGUCCUUGCUACCCAGUACCACCGCCCCACCCACCGGCAGGCUCCCUCCAUCCCCAGACAAACACACUCUUCUGCCCGCACACAAGGCCCUUGUCCUGGGCCAGACCCUCCCCUGCACAACCAUCUGGAUUCAAGGAGUUGGGAAGGCCUCAUCCAGGUGGGCCACGGGAAGAGGAGAGUGCAUCCAGAGCACCCUAAGUGGUAAGGUCUUUGAUGGUAGGAAAGGGAGGACCUGGAGGGUCAAGGUCACUUACUGGGAGCUGUAUGUGCUCAGGCGGAAAUGCCUGCAGACCUCUGGCUACAGUUGAUGGAAACAGAGCAGGCCUCACGGCCCUGGGCCCUUUGUUCUCAGGGCUCCCUGCAGGGCGGUUUGCACACAUCCUGGCAGGAAUUGUUCUCCUGCAGGUCUGUCUGGAGACCGCCCUCAGGAUCCCACUUCACUGCCUCCUGUUUCCGCAGCACACCUACAAUUCCCAAGGACGGAGAAGGGCCAGCUGUAGGCAGUGAGGAAACCUGAGACUAGGAGAGGCCCAUCCGCCUUUGUGUAUGCUUUCUUGGCCUGCCCUUCUCCAGGUCAGGCACAAGCCUCUGGAGGCCCUGGGUGGGGCAGCCAGGGGCGCUCCCUGGGGACCUGACGCCAGCCCGUGUUGCUGAGCUCAUUCAGAAGCAGGCACUUGGGCUUACGCACCUGCUGAGCUCACCUGGUGCUUGGGGCCUUUCCUGCCAGAGGCCUGGCCCCCAGGAGGCUCUGCACAGCACGGAUGCCUGCGGAUGAGGCCACUGCUUCUGCUUUCCUCCGAUGGCUGGCUACCCCAGGGGGAGGCCCCUCAGACCCCAGUGCUCUGAUAGCAACAUAGACCCCUGUCAGGUGCUCUGGGACCCAGGCCAAGCGCAAUGGAUGUGGGAAGUAGCCUCUCUCAAGGCUGGAGUCCCAAGGGUAAGGCCUCCAGCCCAUACCAGCACGCAGGGGCUCAGCAGAAAUGGGUGGACACAGGCUGCUGCUCGGCAUUUCACUGCCCUAGCUGAGAGCCCAGGCACUGGAGAGUCGCGGCAGGAGAGGGCUCGUGUCUGCCCACCCUUCCUCAGGCGCGUUCUUCUUCCCUGGGAGGACCAUGUGGGGUCUCAGUUAUUCUGGAUCCUUCAUCAGGCUGAGGGAAUUUUCUGCUCCUCCACUCUGCUGGUUUUUAUCGUCAACAGGAAGUUCUAUUACAUCACCCUGCUCCGGGACCCGGUGUCGCGCUACCUGAGCGAGUGGCGCCACGUGCAGCGGGGGGCCACCUGGAAGACCUCGCUGCACAUGUGCGACGGGCGCACGCCCACGCCCGAGGAGCUGCCCCCCUGCUACGAGGGCACAGACUGGUCGGGCUGCACGCUGCAGGAGUUCAUGGACUGCCCCUACAACCUGGCCAACAACCGCCAGGUGCGCAUGCUGGCCGACCUGAGCCUGGUGGGCUGCUACAACCUGUCCUUCAUCCCCGAGGGCAAGCGCUCCCAGCUGCUGCUGGAGAGCGCCAAGAAGAACCUGCGGGGCAUGGCCUUCUUCGGCCUGACGGAGUUCCAGCGCAAGACGCAGUACCUGUUCGAGCGGACGUUCAACCUCAAGUUCAUCCGGCCCUUCAUGCAGUACAACAGCACGCGGGCGGGCGGCGUGGAGGUGGAUGAGGACACCAUCCGGCGCAUCGAGGAGCUCAACGACCUGGACAUGCAGCUCUACGACUACGCCAAGGACCUCUUCCAGCAGCGCUACCAGUACAAGCGGCAGCUGGAGCGCCGGGAGCAGCGCCUCAAGAGCCGCGAGGAGCGCCUGCUGCACCGGGCCAAGGAGGCGCUGCCGCGGGAGGAGGCUGAGGAGCCCGGCCGCGUGCCCACCGAGGACUACAUGAGCCACAUCAUCGAGAAGUGGUAGUGGCGCAGCAGCGGGGCGGGCGGGGGCGGGGGGCGAGGCACGCAGCCCAGCACACCCGGGCCGCCUCGAACUCUGCAGGUUGAGCUUCUCAAGUUAUUUUGCUCACCUCGAGGUAGAUGCGUCCUGAGAGAGGACAGAGCCGGGAAAGCGGGGGAUGGGCAGGGGCGGUGCUGUCUUCCAUGUCGGGGCCUGAGAAAUCCACCAGUGCCACGCUGAGGAGCGCGUGCCAGAGGACACCCCAGGCCGCCCGCACAAGCCAGGGCAGCGGCGCCCUGCCCCUGGCCCCCCCUCCACAGCUGAUGGUUGGAAGAGAACAGGACGGUCCAGGUCGAGAGUGGACCUGCCAGGCAGGCGCACACCCCACACCCACUAUGCACACCCCACUCUUACUCCCCAGACCAGUUUGACACCAACUCCAAGCACCUCCCCGGGCUCAGGCCGCUUGGGCAACGCCUCAGUGCCCUGAUGCCGCGGGGCCUAUAUGAAGCACCCGCCUCCCCCAGCACAGUCAGCUUCUGAGGUGUCAUCAGUAAUGGAGCACCCCGGCUUGCCCACCUGCCAGGUCAGGGCCCACCCUCCCGAAGCCCAGGUCUAGUUCAGCCCCUAGAAGUCUGCUCUCCUCCGGGCCAAGAUCAAAACCCAGAUCUGGCUUUGUGCUUCGGGCCAGGAGAGCAAAGCACACCUCCUGGGUGGCCCCGUCCCAUCUCCCUCGGUCCUCAAACUGCGGGGAGGUGGGCCCCACACUGCAGAACCCCAGGCAUGGAAGGCUGUGGCCACAGAUGCUGGCACCUGUGUCUGAGGCGCCCCCCAUCUGGUGAGAAGGGACUACACACAGCUCUCUAUGUCCCAGCCGCCUCUGACCUUCCGCUCCAUCACUUGGGCACUGUUCAGGGCACAUGCCCGCUGCGUCAGGUCCCCGCGUGUAACCAUCAGGCCUCCUUCAGCUGGAGCACCAUAGGGGCACCCCCUGCCCAUGAGCCAUAUUUGGAGCGAUGGACGGCCAGGGAAGGGGACUCUCGCUUUCAGAUUCUCAAUUAGGGUUGGAAGAAACAGUUCUGGGUGGCUCCCUGGUUCCCACAUAGACAACCUUCCUCCACCCCCUAGGCGCUCACCAAAUUUCCCUGCACCCCCACCCCAGCUGGUCAGGACCUGUUCCUGGCCGCCUGCAAAUUGGAGAAGCCAUGUUCCAUAUCCUAGUAAACCCGCCCCCAGGCCCUGUCAUUUCUGUGCUCAAGGCCUCUCCCGGGCCUGCCUCACCAGAGACAGGCUGGGUUCUGUGGGCCCUUCCCACCCGACCUGGGUGGCACCUGUCUCAGGCGGGGCAGUGAUAGCCACCUGGAGAGAACAGAGCCCGCCAAGGCUCUUUUUCCCUUCCCGGCACCACACUAGGCCCAGUCGUCCCACCCUGGGGUGAGGGCCUGGGGGCCGGGAGAAGCUAUAGCGGUGAAGGCAGUGGCUGCCGGCCCAGGAGGAAGCACUUUAGUCUCCUCUAGCGUAAGGGCCCUGUCUUCCAGUUUCUUACUGGCCCUUUCACCUUAGCCCACAGAGGGCAGUGGGAUUGGCAGCCCAGCCCAGGCAUGCCCCCAGGGCAGGCGUGUGUCAUGCUGAGGACACCCCAGUGGCUAAGUGACUCUCGGAAAGGGGUGGAGGGCAGUUUGGAGAGCUGCUCUGAUGCUCGCCGGGGUGGGUGUGCACCUGGGAGAGCGUGGGCAUGUUCUCCAGAGCUCUGGGCUCGCAGGGACGCCUAGGGCCUCCUGUCAUGCGGUGGCAGCUCCAGGUGCAAGUGGAAAGCUCAACCCAGUUCUACCCAAGCCCCUGGGCACCUGGCCUGCAGCCUGGCUCCCAGCGCCCUUGAGGGACUGCCAGUGUGUGGGCCUGAGCAGAGGAUCUGUUUUGUACAUAUUGGAAUGUUUUAACUCAUGGCCUGUUGUCCCAAUUCACACGGAAACACCGUCUCUCCUCGGUUGUUUUGCAGCAUCCGGAAAGGGGCCCCAUCUCGUGCAGCACCUAGGUGCAUGGGGCCCCAGACAGAACGGCUGGCAGGGCGCCUCAGCCCUCGAGUCUCAGCCAGCACUUCCACUCAGGCCGCCUGCCUGGCAGGGAAGCAUCCUGCAGCAUCGCCCACAGCGCCGCAGGCUGGGGCGCCGUGGAAGGGACAGCCCCGCCCGGGGCUGAGGACUAGUGGACAGCUGGCUCCCCUCGCAGGCCUGCCCGCGUGCUCAGGGUCCUAAGACGGCAGAGUUGUCUGAGCAAUGAGUCUGUGAACAUUUUGGGAACUGGAAGAGUUUAACUUGAACCCAGGAGCAUUUAAAGCUUUAUUUAUUUAUAGCUUCUUAUUAAAAAAUAAAAAAGUGUUGAGAAGAAAUUUUUUGGUUAUUCAUAGGGAAAAAAAUGAGUUGAUGGAAAAGCAAGUCAUAAUCAUCUAAGUGUUUCUGUCGAGGUCAAGAAUGGAUGCUAGCACAUGAAAUAAACCCUGGAAAGGAGGUGCUGGUGUGCUGUGGUCU